Messenger RNA from Parascedosporium putredinis, 504 nucleotides. The record is from the annotation of a GenBank genome assembly. Lineage: Eukaryota; Fungi; Ascomycota; Sordariomycetes; Microascales; Microascaceae.
AUGGCCUCCCUCGCACGCUCUUGCCGGCCGAUUGCGUCCACCCUCCGCCAGUCCGCCCUCCAGCAAAAUGCGGCGUUAAGGGUUGCUUCCUUCCACACCACCAGCAAGAAGGCUCUCUUGCCUGUCGGUCCUCAGGUCAUCAACAAGACAGUCAACGACCCCACCUCGUGGCGUGAUGGAGACCCGGCCCACGGCUCCUACCACUGGACCUUCGACCGUCUCCUCGCUCUCGGCCUCGUUCCUCUGACCGUCGCGCCCUUCGCCGCCGGCUCUCUCAACCCCGGCCUCGAUGCCGUCCUCUGCGCCACCGUCCUCGUCCACAGCCACCUCGGCUUCCAGAACAUCGUCGAGGACUACGUCCCCAGCCGAACCUACCCCAAGUCCCGCAAGGCCUGCAACAUCGCCCUCGGCGCUGCUACUCUCCUCGCCGGUGUCGGUCUCUACGAGUUCGAGACGAACGAUGUUGGUGUCACGGAGGCCAUCAAGAGGGUGUGGAAGGCGUAA